GCGGGCUCGCCCGCCAUGGCCAGCGACGACGAGUGCUACGACUACGAGUACGACUACGACGAAGACGACGACGACGAGCAGGAGGAGGAGGCGACGGAGGCCGACGAGGAGGGCCUGUUCGAGGACGACACGCCGAUGCCGGAUCGCCCCGCCGAUUGCUGGGCAAUUACACAAGAGUCUCUUUCCAUUGCACAGCAACAAGAUCUAUCCAUGGUGAUGACCUUGCUCAACGUCAAGCAGCACAAUGCUCGCGCUCUCCUCAUCCACCAUCGGUGGAAGAUAGACUGCAUCUACGACCACCUCGACAGGAAGGGGCGAGACCGCACGUUCAGGGAGGCAGGCAUCGUGCUUCACGAGAAUAUCAACGGCAAGCCGCUGGGGUUGCCCUCAAGAGUGGUCAACUGCAUGGUGUGCUUUGAUGAAUUCUCUGUGGGCGCCGUCUCCACCAUGGAAUGUGGCCAUUAUUUCUGCAAUGACUGUUGGACGGAGCACUUCAAGGCGUGUGUGGAGAGCGGCAAGAAGCAGAUCCGGUGCAUGGGGGUGAAGUGCCCGGUGGUGUGCGACGAGGCCGUGGUGCAGCAGCUCCUCGCCGGCGAGUACCCCGACGCGGCCAGGCGCUUCGACCGCUUCCUCCUCGAGUCGUACCUCGAGAACAACGACUCGGUGAAGUGGUGCCCGAGCGUCCCGCACUGCGGCCGCGCGAUCCGCGUGGGCGCCGGCGAGCGCUACACCGAGGUGGAGUGCCCCUGCGGCCUGGGCUUCUGCUUCGCGUGCGCGGCCGGCGCGCACUCGCCGUGCCCCUGCACCAUGUGGGACAUGUGGGAGGUCAAGUGCAACGGCGAGUCGGAGACGGUCAACUGGAUCCUCGCCAACACCAAGAGCUGCCCCAAGUGCUUCAACCCCAUCGUCAAGGACGGCGGCUGCAACCUCGUCACCUGCAAGUGCGGCCAGCAUCUAUGUUGGAAGUGCGGCGGCGCGACGGGGCGCGCGCACGACUGGGACAGCAUCGUCGGCCACAGCUGCAACCGCUUCGUGGGGGAGGAGAAGAAGAAGGUGGACAACGCCAAGCGCAACCUGCACCGCUACACGCACUACUACGACCGCUUCAAGAUCCACGGCGACUCGCACAAGCUGGAGCACGACAAGCUCGGCCCCGCCGUCGACGAGCGGGUCAAGCUGCUGGAGGCGCUGCUGCAGGACCAGCCCCUCCUCCAUGACGCCAGCUGGCUCACCGAGGCGCACCGCGGCCUCCUGCAGUCGCGCCAGGUGCUCUCGCGUUCCUACGUCUUCGCCUACUACAUGUUCGGCGGCGACGACGACAAGGUCCGGACGUGGCCCAAGCACCGCGGCAGCCUGCCCAUCGCGCAGGGCCUCUUCGAGAACUACCAGGAGGAGCUGGAGAGCAACGUGGAGCGCCUCUCCAAGUUGCUCGCCACCGAGUACGGGCCGGUGCCCGAGGAGGAGGACGUCCGGCGCGACAAGCAGAACGCCAUGAACCUCGCCAAGAUCGUGCAGACGCGAUGCGGGGAGAUCUACAAGUGCAUCCAGGACGAGCUCCUGCCGCUGCUCCUCGACCCCAUGAUCAUCGCCGCGUACCGGCCCCGCGGCCCCGACAAGGCCAAGGACUUCACCACCGCCUGAUGAGGAGGAGAUUAGCUCCUCCAAUUUCUUUUGGCCGCGACGGCCGCUGGCUGUAAUGUGCUCCAAGGCCAAGGAGUUCAUGCCAUGUAGUACUAUUGGACAAUCUCUCGUGCGCUGACUGUCUGGGCAGCCAUACCAGACCAGACAGGAAAUGGCUUCAGGAAGGCAGCUCGAUAGGAGCUGCAUGCAUAUUUUUCCUAUUGGAAUUUGUAUACUUUAUCAGAUUCAGAAAGCCCAAAGGGUACUCUGUAUACUGUAUAUCAUUUGGGCGAAAUUCAAACAGUAAAACGCAUCGUUUGUCUAUGAA
Triticum dicoccoides is the source of this 1948-nucleotide messenger RNA. Its product is annotated as probable E3 ubiquitin-protein ligase ARI1. The record is from RefSeq and is a predicted model, not a curated record. NCBI's taxonomy places the organism in Eukaryota, Viridiplantae, Streptophyta, Magnoliopsida, Poales, Poaceae. Gene Ontology annotation, molecular function: zinc ion binding; ubiquitin-protein transferase activity. The coding region runs from base 16 to 1641 and encodes 541 amino acids. The transcript is spliced from 5 exons. Gene Ontology annotation, biological process: protein ubiquitination.